AUGAGUAAUUUUCUACGACAAGUCAAAAUAACUCAACCGCAACUAGCCACUUUUUUGCAACACCAAUGUCGAGCUGAAGCUUCAACAGCAUCAAGUACUGGUGUUACCCAGAGCGGCUCAAUUGUUUUAGAUAAUCGCAAAGCGCCGCCACCAUUGGAUGCCGACCGCAUGCGCAUGCAUCCGCGUAUUGGCAACCGUGAAAUAGUUGGAUAUGGUUUGAAGGGUAAACCCGAAUAUUUCGAUUUGGCGAUGUUUCCUUGUCCAAGUAUUCGUUGGGAAGCGGACACUGCUGAAAUAACUGCAUUAAGAAAGAAAGAACAAGGUGACUGGAAACAAUUAUCCGUCGACGAGAAGAAACGAUUAUAUCGAGCAAGUUUCCGGCAAACAUUCGAAGAAUUUUGUGCACCAAGUGGUGUGUGGAAAUGGGCGAUCGGAUGGACACUUAUUGGAAUUGCCGGUUUGACUUUCGCUUACGAUGGAUGGCGACGUAUUUGUUACCGUUUUGAUAAGCCAGAUAGUAUGGCAGACGAGAAGUUGAAACGCCAAUUGGAAUUUCAUAUUGCUGCUCGUCAAGGUCCUAUGACUGGACUAGCAUCCAAAUGGGAUUAUGAAACCGAAAUGUUUUCAACAAAGUUGAAAUCUUGCCUCAUUCUCAUACUUCUUAUUCAUUGUUGUUCAACGAAUGAAGAUGUAUACAAGGAAGAACUGUACAUCCGUCCAUUAGCUAGUGGCCACACAUACUUUAAUCUUCUGUUCACAACUGUUGCCUCGCCCGACAUUCUCAAAUCUAAUAUUGUUCAUCAUUAUCAUCUUUUUCCAAAAGUUAUCGCUGAUAUCGUUCGUUCAAAUGGUGUUAGUGAAUUCCAUGUUUCGUUAACACAAGGCCUAUGGAGAUAUGACCGAUGGGGCAUGCCGAUCGUCGGUGCGCCGCCAGGAGCAGAAGUUUGGGCAUGGUUCAAGUCAGAUGAACAGAGAGAUGUGGCAUCUCGCUGGACUUCAUUCGCACAUGAAUUGGGUGGUUUGUUAUGUGCUUCACUUAAUUUCGUUGCUUCGAAUGUUAGUUCAAGUUCACCGUACUAUUCCUUUCGACCUCAAUCAACAUUACCGAAAUCAAACGGUGCUAAUUUAGAUAAUUCUCUUCUUCGAUAUGCAGCUUUGCCACGAGAAAUCGUUUGUACUGAAAACUUAACGCCAUGGAAAAAGCUAUUGCCCUGCGUUGCUGGUGGUUCGAAUCAUAACGGUCUUGCAGGAUUACUUGACAAUGCUCCGAAACUAUAUAAUAGCGAUUAUCAUUCACUUCGAAUGGAUUUUCGACAAAUAUGUGCUAAUACUGCAUGUACAUCUACUCAACUGGAGUUAUCCAUGGCAUUAGCGAUCGUGGUCAAUACAGCAACAUCAAAACCAAACUAUAAUGAAUGGACAUUUCGUUCUGUUUUCGGAUCGAAUGUUGCUCAAUCGUGUCCACUUAGUUCACUCACGAAUGUUUAUGUUGAUCUGCAAUUAUCCUCUACGCAUUCGUUAAACAUCACUCCCGAACCAGAUUAUUCAAUCAAACAAGGAACUACACCAAUUGUCAUCUAUGAUUUGAAUAGCGACCAACGAAAAAGUACAACUUUCGCUAUGAGCUGUACGCAUAGUAAACAACCGACAUCAAAUACUGACAGUUCGUCUCCUCCGAUUGUCGUGCAUCGGUAUGCCACAGGCUAUGGCGUUCGUGAUGGUGGUAUCAAAACUGUGAUAAAAAUCAAUGAAGAACAAAAUAAGAAUCAGAUAACUCUACUCUAUUUCGAACAAAUUCCUUGGUAUUUCCGUGUCUUUCUUCACACGCUCAAAAUAACAACUCUCGACGAUGACACAACCGAAAUCAAACCAGAUUAUAUAUCAUACACUCCAGGUAAAGAUCGCGAGAGAUCUUAUCAAUUAGAAAUAGUGAUCAAAACGGAUCAAUCAAUAGUAAUUAGUUUCGAAUUCGAAAUGGCUUUUCUUAAAUGGAACGAGUUCCCACCGGAUCCCAAUCAUGGAUUUUAUAUUCCGAGUGCUGUGAUUUCCACUCUUCUCCCUUCAAAAUCAAACUACAUUCUUCGAUCGUUGAAUUCAUUUUCUUUGAAUCAAAGUCUUUCAUCGUGGUCUGAUGGCUUCGUCCGCUUGUACUCGGAAUCUUUACUAGUAAAUCUUCCAACACCAGACUUUAGUAUGCCGUUCAACGUUAUCUGUUUGGGAUGUACAGCCGUCGCUCUCGCUUUCGGUGGUUUACACAAUUUAACUACCAAAGAAUUUUGCUUCGGUCCAAAACGUGCUCAAACUCCACUUCGACAACGUUUGCAAGAUUUACGAGUUCGUCUCAUGGCUUCUCGUCGUGCUCUUGCACAACGUCUUUUCAAGCGAACACCACCACAACAACAAAGACACGAGCAUGCCGAAUAA
Adineta ricciae is the source of this 2424-nucleotide messenger RNA. NCBI's taxonomy places the organism in Eukaryota, Metazoa, Rotifera, Eurotatoria, Adinetida, Adinetidae. The record is from the annotation of a GenBank genome assembly.